This is a messenger RNA of Dinoponera quadriceps, 3793 nucleotides long. RefSeq names its product exocyst complex component 5 (gene Sec10). Gene Ontology annotation, cellular component: exocyst; cytoplasm. Bases 564 to 2714 code for a protein of 716 amino acids. The transcript has 6 exons. Lineage: Eukaryota; Metazoa; Arthropoda; Insecta; Hymenoptera; Formicidae. Gene Ontology annotation, biological process: Golgi to plasma membrane transport; exocytosis. The record is from RefSeq and is a predicted model, not a curated record.
UGUUUGGUUUGAAUCCUCGCUAAGUAGGUUUGAGUCUGGGCCGAGCGAUCUGUCAAUCUCGUUAAUUCCAAAAUCUUCGCUACGCGCCGCCACCGUUUGUAUAGAAAAAACGUGGUCGUAGUACGACUCAAUGAUAAGUCAGACGGAUCUUUAUUCUCAAGUGAUACUGUUUUAAAACGAAUCGAACGACUGUUUUCAAAUACGAUCCAACGGUGGCUCGAACAAACCUUUUGUUUUUGUUUCGCAGAAAUACAAUUGGAGAGUGGAUGGUCAAAGGAUCUUUAAUUCGCAAGUAGUAUAGCUCAGCGACGAGGCAAACAGACGUUUCAACUUUCUGUAGCACGACCGAACAGCGGUUCGGAUAAACUUGUCUCUACUUUCCAACGAAAAAUAAAAGUCCUUCCGGCCUGACAAUGAAUUACUUAUACAAUAAAUAAAUAAAUAAAUAAAUAACGUCGAUAGCGAUGUUCAUCCUGAUUUUGUAACUCUUGUGCGCUCUUCUGGAUCGAGUGUGACCUAACCUUAUUUUUAUAUGCUGCUUGGCGAACUUAAAUCGCUUCAAAAUGAUGCAACAAUACAUGAAGGAGUUGGAACAGGAUCCGUUUGAUCCCGAAGAAUUCGUCGAGCGACUGGCCUGGAGAACCGUCAACGAUAACACGAAAGACGGAGGAAAGACCUUCUUCGACCCGGUCAUCGUUCACGAAACAUUCCUGCAGGCAAUCAAGGAUUUGCAAAUAUUACAGGAACGUCAGCAAAAGAAGUGUGACAAGCUAGAAGCUGCGCUGAAGGAAGAGGAGGUUCGACACGCGUUUGAGAUAUUGGAACUGCAGGAGAGAAAUAGACAUUCCAUCGAUCUGUUUCAUCAAUUGGACGAGAGGAUCAAUUUCGUGGCUACCAAAGUUUUGCACUUGGGUGACCAGUUAGAGAGCGUCAAUACACCGAGAGCAAGAGCAGUGGAGGCUCAAAAACUGAUGAGACACUUCUCGGAAUUCCUGAGUCCUGGUCCGUUGACGGAUCCGAUCUUCACGGACAAAUCCUCGUUAAACGACGCGGCGGACGUGAUACAAAAGCUCCACCUUAUAGUGCAGGAACUGCCCUCUGAGAAAUUCGAGCACGCCAAGAAGAAGAUCAGCGUCAAGUACGACGAGAUUGAGCGGAACUUGAUCGAGGAGUUCGUAAGGGCGCACAACCGGGAGGACGCGGCGCGCAUGAGGGAAUUGGCGGGUACGUUGGCCCACUUCAAGGGUUACUCGCAGUGCAUCGACGCGUUCAUCGAGCAGAGCCAGAUGGGCUCUUUCGGCGGGAAGGACGUCUUUCAGGACGUAAUACCGAUGUGCACCAAGUACCACAAGCUCAUGCAGCAGGUCUUCACCAAUCCCGAGCAAGUGAUGGCCAAGUUCGUGCUGAACAUUUAUCACUUGCGUCUGCAGAAGUACGCGGUGGCCAAGCUGGCCGACAAAACCGACUCCGACAAAUACCUCAGGAACUUGUACGACCUGUACACGCGAACGGUCAAGCUGUCCAACGAUCUGAAGAUCUUCAACAUGGGCACCGACGACACCUACCUCGGCAAACUCACCAGGAACAUCUUUCAGAAGUACCUGGACACUUACAUCACUAUCGAGACGAAGGCGUACCGGGAGAAGUCGGCGGCGCUGCUCAUCGAGUACUACGAGUCCAAGAAUCAUCAGAAGAAACAGUUGCAGACGGGCGGCUUUCAAGAGCUGCGCAGGGACCUGCAGGCCGUGCUGGGCGCGAGAACGAACAUCAACAUCGCUCAAAUCGAGGACUACGGCGGCGAGACGUUCCUCUCGGAGGAGCUGGCGAUCGCGAUACUACAGAGGAGCAAACUCGCUUUCCAGAGGUGCCAGUUGCUCUCGCAACCGGUUGACAUGCCCGUGAACGCGCUCCAGAUCCUGGAGAUAUUGCUGCAAUACUUGAUAAGCGAGCACGUGGACUACGCGUUGGAAUUGGGCCUGCAGAGCGUGCCGAUCCCGGAAAGCAGGACUCAGCCGGAGAUACACUUCUUCAACGUGGUGCACCAGUGCAACGGGAUCGUUCGGCUCUUGGAGGAGCAGUUCAACGACAGCGUGUUGCCUCUCGUUCUAUCGACGCCCAAACACGCUGACUGUUUGUUAAAGAAAAAAGCGAUACUGGAGCAGAUCGACAUGAAGCUGGACACCGGCUUGGACAGAAGUAUAAACGCCAUCGUGGGCUGGGUGAAGAUGUACCUGCAGAGCGAGCAACGGAAGACCGACUUCAAGCCGGAGACCGAUGUGGACACCGUGAACACGCCGGCCUGCCUGAUGGUCGUUCAGUACGUGAGCGGCAUGAUACGGCUAAUACGGAACACCCUGGACGGCAGGCACUUGGACACCGCCCUGAAGGAGCUGGGCAUCCGAUUCCACAAAGUGAUCUACGAUCACCUGCAGCAAUUUCAGUUCAACUCGGCCGGCGCAAUGUGCGCGAUAUGCGACAUGAAUGAGUACCGCAAGUGCAUCAAGGAACUCGAGGUCGAGUUCGUGACGAAUCUCUUCGACACUCUACACGCGCUGUGCAAUUUGCUGCUGGUCAAGCCGGAGAACCUGAAGCAAGUCUGCACGGGAGAUCAGCUGAUGACACUCGAUCGUACCGUUCUACUGAAUUUUAUUCAAUUGAGGACUGAUUACAAGACACAGAAAUUAGCCAAUUGCUUAAAGGGUCUAGCAACAUGAUGACGCAUGCAGCUCAUAUAAACAAAGGAGACUCAGCCUAAAGCCCUUUUGUGAGUCAAUGAUUGAGAUCUCGCUACCGAAUGAGGAAUCGUUGGAAACAAAGCAGUCGCUGGGUGACGGUGUUUUGUUUGUAGAAACGCGGCGGAUUUCUCUGUCGCCGGGAGAAAAAUCCUCGUGCGCAUCGUAAGAUAUGCAUGCGGAGUGCUCUUCGCAGAAAGAAGACUCUGCUCUCUGUCUGCAAAAACGCGUUUGUUUCGCUCGUUAUAUAUAUAUAAUAUAUAUAUACAUAUAUAUAUAUAUAUAUAUAUGUGUCUCGACAAAAGUUGCAAUAAUGUUGAUGAUGAGAAACGUACGGCAAUGAAUAAAGACUGGCGCGAGAAAAAACAUCGAUAUCGGAGUGACAUUCCCGCAGCUUUCCUUGCGUAACCACUCGACAGCGUUCUGUCGUGUACAAGCGGAAUUAAACUAAUGUAAAAACAAACAAACAAACAAUCCCCUCGAGACUUGGAGAAUUUUGGCGCACAAUUACAUUUUAUUGAUUACCAGAGGUAUUAGUUACAAGUAGUUACAUUAUGGUAAGUAAUAAUGCCUUUUUAAGCAUUAUGACGAGAUUUCGCUAGACAUGAGUGUUCGAGAUGUUUCUCUCUCUUUUCCACUUCCACGGGCAAUCGUAAUCGAGAAUAGUCAGUGUUGUGCGCGAAAAUUCAUUUCGUUUUCUUAUUACAAUAUUUCGUCUAUCGUUGAAUUUCGAAAUUUAGAGUUAUAAAUACGAUUGAUUACUCCAGAUUUGCACAGAUUUUAUAGAAGAAUCUCUAUAAAAAAGUCGUCAUUACAUUAAACGCCUAAUUAGGAAGCAUCUCGUAGUUUCUAAAAUUAAAGGUUUCGCGUCGCUCUUCGAUAUCUCGGUAUCGUUAAUUGCGCGCGUCGUACUGCUGUAACGUGGCACGCGAUCAUUUUCUUUUUUUUUUAUCAUUCCGUAAUAAGUAAGGGACUCUCGAGACUCCUGGUUUGAUUAAAUGAUCUCAUGAGCUAUGAAAAAAUGGGAGGAGGAAGAGGACACGGUGUUGAUUCCACUGAAU